GACUGAGGAAAGUCACAACUCUCAAGCAGCAGAUGAGAUUUGAACCCAAGACACAAUGGAGUGCUUGGUGGUAGUAGUAGAAGUUUUAUUCGGCAAAAUACGGAAAAAUAUGACGAGGGCAAAGUUGCUGAAAAUAAUGUUUCCAGUCUCCAGUGCUGGAAUUUGUCCAUUAGCACCGUUAUGUACUAUACUGUGUAUCAUCAAUAGCAUGAGCCACAGCGAUGUUUUCGAUUUGAUAUGACAGUUCCCUCUCUAGUCUUUGUGGUCUUCUUGGUUGCGUUUUGUGUAUCCUUGGUAUCUAUGUUCGGUACCAAUUCCCUUGACAUCGGUAUGUUGGUCAAAUCUGUGGAUAUCAAUUGCGGGCUUAGAAAUGUGUCAUAGACUGGAGUGUACUAGUUUCUUGUUAUGAGUUUUGACGUAACAAACAAUAUAAGGUUCUUUUUGGGUGUUGUGAUUUGAGUACAUUCGGUUGUAAUGGUUGAAGUAGUUCCAAUAAGGAAUUCCUUCGAACUUUUGUCAUGCAUAUCAUAUAUUAAUGUAAUGUUUAGGUAAUAAUGAUGCAGUUGAGCUGGUAGUUUUGCAUGUGUGUAGAUGGUCAAAGGAUCGAACCAGAUUCGAGUCAGCAUCGUAUAUGUCUUAUUAUUUGCAGUGUGAUCUUAGCCCACUUUUUAAGAAGUGGAAUGAAAAAUGGAUGACAGUGGAGAAAGUCAGGCUCUCUUGAUGAAAGAAUUCAUGUCAGAAAAUGAACCCUAUAGAAUUGAAGGUGGAUCAAGUUCAGGCGAAGAAUCCUACAACCAGUCAGAUGGAUGGUGGGAUGGGACUGGCUCCAGUUGUAGUUCUUCCUCGUGUUAUGCUUCAGAUUCUUGCAGUGGAUCGGAGUUGGACUGGGAAUUGGCAAUAGAUCCUCGAGGAGAGCUGUUUUAUAUAGAUUCAAAUCCGCUUGAGAAAUCAGAACAUGAUUCUGCAGGAACAGCAGAAAAGGCAGAUGCUCCUAAAUACUUGAGCACAUUUAAUCGAAAUAGAUGUACUACAAGAGCCAAGCUUGUACAACUUAUGAGGAGAAACAGCAAACGGCAGUUUAAUAAGAUUGUCACCACAGGAGUAGAAAAUCAGCCAGCACAGACUCAGGGUGAGGUGCCUAAUAUUCGAGCAGCUACCAUUAAUAAAGUUACAUUCCAGGAUUGGCAGGAAGGUGAAGUUCGUGAAGUGAGCAUUUCUGUUGAUCCACGAGGUUGUCACAACCUGGGUCGCCGUGCAACCCUGUGUGAGACUGUUCUUGGACUAGUGAUCAGUACCUUUGCAGAUGAGACACGUAUUAUGAUUGCUGGAUUUAUUCCCAAUGGUGAAGCCAUUAAACACCGCAGUAUCAAAGUUGGUAUGCUCACAAGAACAGUUUGAAAUAAAUUGUUUUAGCAGUGAGCGAAACAUAUAUAUGUGAAGAUGUCACAUAUAUCUUUAUAAUUAUGUGUGGUUUAAUUUCAUACUGUUGUGUGAAGUUGACCACAGUAAAAUUUGGAAUGAAUUGUCCAUUUCAUAUAUAUUUUUAUUGUAUAAAAUGUUUUUAUCUCUCAUCCAUUUCACGAUAUAUAAAAACAUGGUACAUAAUCACAGUAUUGUGAAUGUACUGAGCCCUCUCGGCCCCCGAUCCAGUGGGUAUCUAAAGCUCUUUCCUCAAUAGUAAAGCGGCUAUGGCAUGUAAGUGUCCACACACAUUUUACUUAGUACUGAGUGGAAUGUGUGCAGGUUUACCUCCACUUUUAUCCACAUAUCUUAAUGGCAUCAAGCCUAGUUACAGAUCCAACUUUGUUGUGAAAUUAAAUGAGCAGAUAUCAAGUUUCCUCAGUUCUGUUCCCUUCAUUCUUAUCAUUUAUCAGAGUCUUCAUUUUCCUCUGUAUAUCCUUUAUUUUGCGCAAUAAAGGAUAGCCAGUUAUUCAUGAAUUCAUGUACUAUAUCAUUUAUAUAAGUAUCUUCAUAUUUCACUGUUUCCCUUCUUGUUUCAUGUAGCUACAUUAUUAAUCUUUUCUUUACAUGCCUGCAGUCAGCUUUUAUAUUUCAUG
This is a messenger RNA of Zootermopsis nevadensis, 2057 nucleotides long. Lineage: Eukaryota; Metazoa; Arthropoda; Insecta; Blattodea; Termopsidae. The record is from RefSeq and is a predicted model, not a curated record.